AUGCCACUGCCUGUCCCAUGGAGCCUCCUGGCGCUGGCCGCUCUGUGCUGCCUGGUGCCCCGGGCCCAGGCCGAAGGCAGCCUGCAGCAGGAUAGUGCUGAGUCCGACGCAGACCACCAGGCCCACCUCACCUGCCACAGCCUGGCCAACGUCAUUACUGACCUUGCCUUCGCCAUGUACACAGAGCCCUCCUAUUGGUCAAACACCAGCAACAUCUUAUUCUCCCCGCUGAGCAUCACAGCCGCCCUAGCCAUGCUCUCCCUGGGCGCCUGGGGUGACACUCGCAGCCUGAUCCAGGAGACCCUGAAGUUCUACCCCAAGGAGACCCCUGAGGCUCUGAUCCACGGGUGCUUCCAGCAGAUGAUCCACAGGAUCCUGCAGACGGGCCACAAGACCCAGCUGCUCACCGGGAGCAGCCUGUUCAUGGACAAGGGUCUGAAGCCAGUGGCUACGUUUCUAGAAGGGAUCAAGUACUGGUACCACUCCAAAGUCACGACUGUUAACUUCCAGGACACCAAAGCGGCCAGGAAACACAUCAACAACUACGUAGAGAAAGAAACAAAGAGAAAAAUACUGGACGUGGUUCAGGGUUUGGAUAACGCCACGAGGCUCGUCCUGGUGAAUUACAUAUUCUUUCACGGGAAAUGGAUCGACGAAGUGCAGGCGAUGCACCCCGUGCAGGAGAACUUCCAUGUGCAAAAGAACCGAGCCAUCCUGGUGCCCAUGGUGAACCACCUGGGCACAUUUUACCUGCACCGAGAUGAAUCCCUGUCCAGCUGGGUGCUGGUGCUGCAUGGGGUAGGAGGGGAUACCGCCUUCUUCUUCCUGCCUGACCCCAAGAAGAUGGGACAGCUGGAGAGGAGACUGACUCGCCAGCACUUUGAAGAGAUCCUGAGACACACGGGAACGAGGUCUGCCAGCGUGUUCCUCCCCAGAUUCUCCAUCUCUGGGACCCACGAUCUGAAACCCAUCCUGAGCAAACUGGGCAUCACCCAGGUCUUCAGCGACAAGGCUGACUUCUCUCGGAUCACAAGGGCACCUGUGAAGCUCUCCAAGGCCGUGCACAAGGCGGUGCUAAUCAUGAAUGAGGGAUUCACUAAAGUCCGAAAAGCCAAUGCCGGGAGCAACAAGGCCAACAACCUCACUGUCAAGUUCAACAGGCCCUUCCUAUUCAUCCUCAAGGACAAUAAUAUGCACUUUCCCCUCUUCGUGGGAAAAGUGGUGAAUCCCACUGCACACUAA
Molecule: messenger RNA, 1242 nt
Organism: Lepus europaeus (European hare)
Lineage: Eukaryota; Metazoa; Chordata; Mammalia; Lagomorpha; Leporidae
Product: alpha-1-antitrypsin-related protein-like
Exons: 4
Coding region: 1-1242 (413 amino acids)
Biological process (GO): negative regulation of endopeptidase activity
Molecular function (GO): serine-type endopeptidase inhibitor activity
Source: RefSeq, a predicted model, not a curated record